Messenger RNA from Tyto alba (common barn owl), 2109 nucleotides. It is a transcript of the gene CUNH16orf96, whose product is annotated as chromosome unknown C16orf96 homolog. The record is from RefSeq and is a predicted model, not a curated record. The coding region runs from base 183 to 1949 and encodes 588 amino acids. NCBI's taxonomy places the organism in Eukaryota, Metazoa, Chordata, Aves, Strigiformes, Tytonidae. The transcript is spliced from 15 exons.
CGCGGCCUGCACCCCCCCCCCGCGCCGGGCCGCGCCAGGCCGGGGCUGCGCCCCCCCCCAACCCGGCGGGCAGAACCCCGGGGCCAUCUCCGGGUAACGGCCCCUGUGACCUCAGCCCCAGGCCCCCCGGCAGCGUCCCCGGCCCCGGGCGCCCCUGGGGGGGUAAGGGGGGCCAGGGCAGGAUGAGUGUCACCAUCACGCUGGCAGAGCUGGCGGACAUGGCCUUCGGCACGGCCGGCGGCGGUGGGCCCCUGGUCCGCGGCCUCCUGCGCGGCCUCCUGGAGCACCUCCACCCGCCGGAGGCCGCGGGGCGGGCCGGGGAAGACGAGAGGGGUGUCCUGGAGCCCUCCGCCUGCGCGCCCCGAGGGAAGCCUGGCUCUCUCCAUCAGCAGGGGCAGCCGAGCCACAGCAGCGGGCCCCUGGGCACGGCGGAGCCGCCAGCCCCUGGCAUGGCGGCCAGCAAGGAGUGGCAAAUGGUGCAGCUGACGAAGAGGAUGGAAGUGGCCGAGGAGGGGAUGACGAAGGUCAUGGACAUGCUGCAGGAGAUGCUCACCACCAUCUGCUCCUUGAAAACCACUGUCGAGGGCUUCCAGGAGGAGCUGCAGCUCCUGAAGGACAAUUUCCAGAAGGCUGGUCUGGAGGAGGCACGGGAGCAGUCGGUGCAGCAGGAUGAGCACGGCCACCUCCUGCAGAGCAUCCUGGAUCAACUGGUGGAGGUGCAUCAGGAGCUGCGCAGGAGCAAUCUCUGUGGGGUGCCCGCUGUCAAGAAGCUCUCUGGCCAGGAGCUCGGUCCCAAGCCUUCGCGGGAGCUGGCCCGUGAAGCCUCGUGCAGGUUGAGCUGGCUGCUGGAGCAGCAUGAGGCUGUGGGGACCCAUGUCAGCCGUUGUGAGAGCCAGCUCCAGCAAAACACCGACUCGGGGACCUUGGAGGACGUGGCUGCCCAAUCGGAGAAGGUGCCAAGUGAGAUGAGGCAACUUCAGGAUGGAGGAGAGAAGGGGCGGGAUUUCAGCAGGGAGGUGCUGGGCCAGGUGGGGCAGCUGCAGGAGCAGUGCACAAGGCUGCAGGAAACCGCGGGGCAGCUGUGGUGUGACACCAUGAACACCCAGAAAGCAGAGAAGGCUGUGCUGGAGACCAAAGCAAGCCAGGAGGAGCUGCAACAAGCCAUAGUCCAGCUGAGCGAGAUGAUGCAGGACCUGGUGCAGAGGAUGUCCCUGAUGGAGCAGGACAGGCAGAAAGCCCUGGAGAAUUUCCUCAGUGAGAUGGACUCCAAGCUGGACUGCACAGUGCUGGCUCCCCUGCAAGCACAGCUGGAGCCGGUGUGGAAGCUCACCCAGCAGUGCCUCUGCCAGGGACCCUGCUGCGGUGCCAACCAUGGCGCCGGCUUCAAGAGGCAGCUCUUUGAUCCAGUAAAGUGCAUCUCCUGUGACAGACCCCUGGCCGAGACUCGGGCGCCGCACUUGGUGACCAUCCAAAAGGACAGUCAGCUCCUCCAGCCCCAGCCAGCCAGCGCCUGCGGCUCCAACUGCCCGAUACAGCGGCUGCCGGCGAGGGAGAGCGAAGGGAGUGGUAGGGCCAGCCGGGGUCCCGCGAGUCCUGCCGGGCCACUGCCCACCUCCAGCUCCCUCAUCACCAUCUGUUCUUGCGGACACCCGGCAGACUUCAUCUGCAAGAACGGAGAAGUGGAUAUUUUGGGCAUCAACAGGGUGGUCUACAAGGGCCGGCUGAGCUCGCCAGCUGCCAACAGGACUGUCACCAUGGACAAAGACUUCCCAGCAACAAAGACCCCCCAGCCCCGCUGCCGGCACACCACAGAGAAGAUUCGCCGCGUCCCCAAGUAUGGCAGCCACUACGUGUCCCCAUACUCAUGCGCUGCUACGCGGACAAAGACAAGCUCCUUGGGGGACCGGUGGCAGGCUGGCACUGGUGGCAGCAGGACAGUGGGCGUCUGAGCCGGCCAGGGGGCCGUGAAAUGGUGUGGGGAUCUGGGGAGGGGGGCAGGAGUACCAGGGCUGCGCUGCCUGGCCUCAGGCAGGGGCCACACUGCCCUGGCCGCCACUCAUUGCCGUGGGGGUAACACUGUGGGCCAUAAAGAUGCUCCCUCCUCUGUCA